Messenger RNA from Uloborus diversus, 1167 nucleotides. Its product is annotated as tachykinin-like peptides receptor 99D. The record is from RefSeq and is a predicted model, not a curated record. Lineage: Eukaryota; Metazoa; Arthropoda; Arachnida; Araneae; Uloboridae. Bases 1 to 1167 code for a protein of 388 amino acids. Gene Ontology annotation, biological process: G protein-coupled receptor signaling pathway. Gene Ontology annotation, molecular function: tachykinin receptor activity. The transcript is spliced from 5 exons. Gene Ontology annotation, cellular component: plasma membrane.
AUGGAAUCUGACAGUGAUAUGGAUUAUUACAAUGACUCAAACUUUACUAACAGUAGUCAUGAAGAUUAUGGGAAUAUAUUUAUUCUACCAUGGUGGCAACAACUAGUAUGGAGUGUUGUAUUUGGGAUUAUGAUAUUUGUUGCCACGGGAGGAAACGCAAUUGUCAUGUGGAUUGUUCUUGCGCACAAAAGAAUGCGCAGUGUUACAAACUAUUUUUUGGUUAAUCUGAGCUUGGCAGAUACCAUGGUAUCAACUUUGAAUGUGAUUUUUAACUUUGUAUACAUGAUAGACGGCGAUUGGCCUUUUGGUGAAGCUUAUUGCAAAAUUUCGAACUUUAUUGCCAUAGUUUCCGUGGCUGCCUCCGUGUUUACGUUAGUAGCCAUUUCGUUUGACAGAUACAUGGCUAUAAUGCAUCCGUUGAAGCCUCGCAUGUCCCGAGGAACCACAUUGAACAUCUGCGUCUGGAUUUGGGUAUUCAGCAUCCUCUUGUCAUUUCCCAAUCUUCUUUAUUCAAUGACAGUGGUGGAAGAGUACUUGGAUGGUGGUCAGCGAGUCAUAUGUUUUAUGGUCUGGCCUGACGGAUCUUCAAAUGAAAGUGACCAAGAAUAUGUCUACAAUGUGGUUAUUCUGGUUGUAACCUAUGUCUUGCCUAUUUCAUCAAUGACAUUUACGUACUUCAGAGUAGGACGAGAGCUUUGGGGAAGUCAAAGUAUCGGCGAGUGUACACAGAAGCAAAUCGAAAGUGUCAAGUCUAAGAGAAAAAUCGUAAAAAUGAUGAUCGUAGUCGUUGUAAUCUUCGCAGUAUGCUGGUUACCCUAUCACGUGUAUUUCCUGGUUGCACAUCAUCUUCCUCAUAUCACAAGCCGACCGGAAGUUCAACCCAUCUACCUUGCCAUCUACUGGUUGGCUAUGUCAAAUGCAUGCUACAAUCCGUUCAUCUACUGUUGGAUGAAUAGCAGGUUUCGUCAAGGAUUCAAAAGUGUGUUUCACUGCUGCAAAUGGAAAGAAGAAAAAAUAAAUCCUUUAGAGCAAAGAAAAUUCACUGCAACUCGACAGAACACAGUCAAUGGCAUCAUAGCUCUACAAACAGUCACUGAAUCCCUGAGCGGAAGCAAUCCUCUACUCUACAACAAGUGCAUCCGACUUGAGAGACUUUCCAACUUGUGA